AUGGCUGCUAGUCGAAUAUUGGCUGUCCAGCAGUUGCGGGACAAGAUCUUUCAUAUCGAUAGAGCUGCUUUGGGCAUGCGCACUGGAAGCGAUAUACUUGCUAAAGCAUCCAUGCGUCAAAAACUGCUUCAUCACUAUCCUCCAAACAUUGACCUUUUGGCAUUAUCAUCUCAAGAUCCUCGACUGAAACCACUUCAACUGCAGGAUGUGUGGCAAGAGGAAAAGUGGUCCGAGUCUCUGGCAAUGGUCACUGGUGUUCUUAAACGAGAGCAAAAGGAUACAAAAGGAAAGUCCAAAAAAAGAAAGUAG
Batrachochytrium dendrobatidis JAM81 is the source of this 309-nucleotide messenger RNA. RefSeq lists its product as uncharacterized. The transcript has 3 exons. The record is from RefSeq and is a predicted model, not a curated record. The coding region runs from base 1 to 309 and encodes 102 amino acids. Lineage: Eukaryota; Fungi; Chytridiomycota; Chytridiomycetes; Rhizophydiales.